This is a messenger RNA of Juglans microcarpa x Juglans regia, 3036 nucleotides long. RefSeq lists its product as uncharacterized. The record is from RefSeq and is a predicted model, not a curated record. NCBI's taxonomy places the organism in Eukaryota, Viridiplantae, Streptophyta, Magnoliopsida, Fagales, Juglandaceae. Gene Ontology annotation, molecular function: nucleic acid binding; zinc ion binding. The transcript is spliced from 4 exons. Bases 1 to 3036 code for a protein of 1011 amino acids.
AUGGACCAAUCAGGAAUACCGCAUCCGAAACCUGAGAUUGACUUGUCUCACUCUGAUGGGAAUCUCGCCAUGGCUAAAGCUUUAACCCGUAUGACAGAAUUUCUUCAGCAGAAUUUUCCGCCGCAAAGGGAGCAACAGAACGGUUGUCCGUACGAACGCUUUUUAGCUCAUAGGACCCCUACUUUUUCUGGGCAAAAGGAUCCACUUCAUGCUGGAAGGUGGAUUAGUGAUCUCGGAAAGACAUUUGAGAUAUGUGAGUGUACUGAAACUCAAAGGGUGUUAAACGCAAGUUACCUGUUGCAAGGUGACGUGACUGCUUGGUGGGGAACCAAACGGGAGCUUCUGGAAAUGGAGUUAGGAUCUAUUGCAGCGGUAUCUUGGCCGCUGUUUAAAAAGGAAUUCAAUGAUCGUUUCUUCCCGAAUACUAUGAGGAAACAAAAGGCACGAGAGUUUAACAAUUUAGUACAAGGGGUGUUGACGGUCGAGCAGUAUGCCCGGAAGUUUAUAGAACUCGGGAAGUUUGCUACACAUUUGAUUGCUACGAAAGAGAUGCGGAUCGAGCGAUUUCAGGAGGGUCUACGGUGGGAGAUUCGUAGACAGGUUGCUUGCUUGCAAAUUCUGACUUUUCAGCAAUUAGUAGAGGUUGCUUCGAUUGCAAAGCGGGAGUUUAUUGAUCCUGUUGCUACACCAAUUGGGCAAAAGAGAAGAGUUUUUGGGGAAGGAAGUAGUUCGGGGUCUGCACCUAAGUUUAUUUCCAGGACUGGGGCCCGACCGCAGAUGGCCACCGGAAUACGAAUGGGAGGUCCAGCGCCAGUAUGUGGCAAAUGCAAUAGGUCGCAUGUCGGCGAGUGCCACAUGUCUGGGAUUCAGUGUUUCAGAUGCAGGCAAACAGGGCAUCUUGCUUGCAGCUGCCCUACCAUGAUGCAGGCGAAUCGAGGCGGUUACCGUGGUGGGAGGACUACUCCAAGACCAACUGUUCAAGCUAGGGUCUACGCAGUGACACCUGGUGAGGUAGAUGAUGAAGCUCAGGAAACCCAAAAUGCUAGAGUCAUCACAGGUAGAGUUCGACUAUAUGAUUAUUAUGCUUGCACUUUAUUUGACUCGGGAGCAUCUCAGUCAUUCAUUUCUGCCACCUUUGCUCGGAUGUGCAACCUAGUUUUUAAACCUUUAUCACAGUCUUUGGUAGUGAAGUUACCAAAUGGGGAAACUGUGUGGUGUUCGAAGGUUACCUUAGGUUGUCCUCUGGUUUUAAAUGGAAUGACUCUUAAGGCAGAUUUGAUAAGGUUUAAAUUACUUGAGUUUGACAUUAUUCUAGGAAUGGAUUGGUUAUAUCAGUAUUUCGCCAGCAUUAAUUGUCAUAGUAGGAUUGUUAGUUUCCAACUACCUGGGGAUAAGUAUUUAGAGUUUGCAGGAAGUAAGAUAAAGGCGAAACCUGCAGUUAUAUCUGCCAUUCAAGCAAGCAGGGACUUAGCUAAUGGGGCGGAUGCCUAUUUGGUUCAUGUGGUAUCUGCACUUUCGGAGAGGAAAUCUGUAGCAGAUAUUCCGAUUGUGAUGGAAUUCUCUGAUGUAUUUGUGGAUGAUUUGCCCGGCUUGCCACCUGUUCGUGAAUUGGAGUUCGCCAUUGAUCUAGAAUCCGGUGUGGCACCUGUUCAUAAGGCUCCGUACCGAAUGGCGCCAGCAGAGUUAAAAGAGCUGAAGAGUCAAUUACAGGAAUUGGUAGAUAAAGGGUUUAUUCAGCCUACAAAUGCCCCUGCAGCAUUUAUGGAUAUGAUGAAUAGAGUAUUCCAACCCUAUCUAGAUUCCUUUGUGAUAGUCUUUAUUGAUGAUAUUUUGGUUUAUUCUCGAAAACCAGAAGAGCACGCCAGCCAUCUUCGAUUGGUUUUGGGUAAGUUAAGAGAUCAUCAACUCUUUGCAAAUCUGAACAAGUGCGAAUUUUGGUUGAAGGAGAUUAAAUUUCUUGGUCAUGUUAUGUCCCGGGAUGGAGUAGCAGUUGAUCCUAGUAAGGUCGAAGCUGUAUUGGCAUGGCCACAUCCUUCAAUGGUGCACGAAAUUCGAAGUUUUUUAGGACUUGCUGGUUAUUAUCGCAGGUUUGUGGAAGGCUUUGCUCGAUUGUCUGGACCUCUCACUACUCUUACCAGGAAAAAUGUUGAGUUUGUUUGGUCAGACAAAUGCGAGAAGAGUUUUCAGGAGCUGAAAAAGAGGUUAACUACAGCACCUGUUUUUGCACUUCCGGAACCUCAUAAGCCGUAUGUAGUUUUUAGUGAUGCUUCCAAAUUUGGUUUGGGAUGUGUGCUUAUGCAGGAGGGAAGAGUUGUGGCAUAUGCAUCCCGCCAAUUGAAAGAUCAUGAGAAGAAUUAUCCCACACACGACUUGGAGUUAGCAGCUGUGGUUUUCGCUCUCAAAAUUUGGCGAUUCUAUUUAUAUGGCGAGACUUGUGAAAUUUACACUGAUCAUAAGAGCCUUAAACAUCUUUUCUCGCAGAAAAAACUUAACAUGAGACAGAGGAGAUGGUUAGAGUUAAUCAGUGAUUACCAGUGUGAGAUUAAGUAUCACCCAGGGAAAGCAAACCUGGUUGCAGAUGCACUAAGUCAGAAGUCUUAUUCAGUUGAUGAGGUUGAGUCAUCAGGGUUAGACUCUCUUCUUUCUGGUAUAAGGAGACUUCUUACUCUUAGUUCUCAACAGGAAGAGGUGUUGACUUCAAUUCUUGAUAUCCGAGUUCUUGAUUUUGAGGAGUUGAAGACUCUACAAGAACAUGACUCUAAGUUGUUAGAUAUUAAAGAAAGAGUCAAGAAGUCACAAGGACCCGCGCAUUUCAGCCUAAGCAGAGAUGACAUUCUUUUAUUCCGUAAUCGUAGGGGGAUUCCUACAGAUUCAGAAUUUAAAGAAAGAAUCUUGACUGAGGCCCAUGCAGCGCCUUAUUCAGUUCACCCUGGAAGAGAUGAAGAAUCAGGUUCAAAUUAUAAGAGACAAGAUGGCAGCUGCGCAGAGUCGUCAGAAGAGCUAUUCGGACACGAGGAGAAGAGAUUUAUUAUUUGA